This is a messenger RNA of Argentina anserina (silverweed cinquefoil), 3552 nucleotides long. Its product is annotated as E3 ubiquitin-protein ligase BRE1-like 1. The record is from RefSeq and is a predicted model, not a curated record. Gene Ontology annotation, cellular component: HULC complex; nucleus. Gene Ontology annotation, molecular function: metal ion binding; ubiquitin protein ligase activity. The transcript is spliced from 19 exons. Lineage: Eukaryota; Viridiplantae; Streptophyta; Magnoliopsida; Rosales; Rosaceae. The coding region runs from base 334 to 2973 and encodes 879 amino acids.
GAGAGAGAGAGAGAGAGACUGUUGUGCUCCAACUUGGCUGUCUUCUUAUUCUUCUUCCUCUGUGUGCUGUGUUGAAGGUUUCAAUUUCCGUAUGGAUCAAAUUCACUAGGCCGACUAUAAAUAACCGCCAAGGAUUUGGACGCUGGCGCCGACCGCGAGGUCACAAUCAGGGGUUUGGAGAAAUUAGGGUUUCGGAUAGAGGUAGGAGUGGUUGGGAGAUAGGGUUUCAGCUAGGGUUUGUGUUUAUUAGUUUUGGAUUGAAUAGGUUUAGAGGUUUGGUGUGGGGGAAUAUGAGUGGAGGUGUUUAGGGUGGGUUUUCUUAGGGUUUUUCGGAUGGGGAGCACCGGUGAGCAUGACCGGAAACGCCGUCACUUUAGCUCCAUAUCGUCGCCCACGGCGGCUGCUGCUACUGCUAAGAAGCAGCCGUUUUUGCCUAUUUCUGAGGAUAAGAAGCUUGACAUUACCGUCCUUCAAUAUCAAAAUCAAAAGCUACUACAGAAAUUAGAGACUCAGAAGGUUGAGUACUUGGCUCUUGAGAAUGAAUUGGCUCAAUUGAAGAAGAAACAACUGCCCUAUGAUCCCACACUAACAGUGGUCAACAAGUCUUGGAAACAGUUGGUUAAAGACAUGGAAUCCUGUUCUAUCCAGCCAACAAAGUCAACCUGCCAGGAAGAUGUUAAAAACAACUUUGUCAGGCGUGAUGGGGCUCCGUCUACCUUGCAUGAUGCUUUCUUAAACCGCCUUGCACAAGCUGGUGCAACUGAAAGUUCAUGUACAUUCAACAUGUGUAAUAAGAUGGAAGAAGAUAGUGGAACUGCCUCUGAAAAUACUCGAAAUAUUUUAGGUAAUGUAGUAGCUGCAAUUGACAACGUGUGGAAUGUGAAAGAUGCAUUGCGUGAUGCACUGUUGAAAGAGCUUCCUGAAGAUGGCUUGUCUAGGCAGAGGGCAUCCAAUGAUUUAAAAAUGGAAGUUAAGAACUUGAGAUUGGUAUUUUGUGAUAGCCUUCUGAAGCACAGGGGUCUAGCAAGGGAACUGCAAAACCGCUGGGACAUCGAAGCAAAGAACAAAGCAGAGAUUAAACGUUUGAAAGGGGAGUUGGAAACUACUCUUGGUGAAUUAGGAGAGAAUAAUCGUCAACUAGCAACCCUAAAAGCAAAGAGAGAUUCUACAAACGGAGCAACUUUCCCCAUCUUAAAUUUUCUGAACAAGCCUGUUGAUAAGGCCAUAGAUAAACAAAAGGAUCUGCAGGAUAUGGAGUCUACUCUCAAAGAGCUCACGGACCAAGCUUCGUGUCGACUAAUGGAAAUCAAGGGUCUUCAUGAAGAACGUAUAAAAAUAUUAAAGGAGUUAUCUAGUUUGCAGAGCAUGAUAAGGAGUGUUAAGUGUAUAUCCUCUUCCAAAGCCUAUCUCUUGGUCAAAGAUCAAAUAGAAAUGGCGAAAUCAGAAGUUUUUGAGUGCCAAACUAUCAUUGAGAAACUACAGGUAGAGAAGGAUAAUCUUGUGUGGAGAGAGAGGGAACUAAAUGUUAAAAAUGAUGUAGCUGAUGUUUUGCGGAGAUCAGCUACAGUUAUUGAUUCUAGAAUUACUGAUCUGGGUAUAGAGAUCCAGAAACAAAUUGAUGAGCGGAAAAAGAUUGAAUUGAGGCUUGAAGAGGCGUCAAGGGAACCAGGAAGAAAAGAAGUACUUGAAGAAUUUAAAGCCUUGGUUUCUUCGUUUCCUGAGCAAAUGGGUACCAUGCAAGGUCAAUUACGUAAAUACAAGGAGGCUGCGUCCGAUUUUCAUUAUUUGCAGGCUGAUGUGCAGUCCCUUUCCAGCAUUCUUGACAGGAAGGUGAAAGAAUGUGAAACUUUUUCAGCAAGAUCUUCUGACCAACUUGCUGAGAUACAGCAGUUGAAAGCUGUGGUCCAAGAUUUAAAGGAUACAGACUCGGAGUUAAAGCUGUUUUUGGCAAUGUAUAAACAUGAAUUGAGUGAUCCAAGGGAUGUCAUGGAAGCUAGGGAUUUGGAAUGCAAGGCAUGGGCUCAUGUUGAAAGUUUGAAGUCAUCCCUUGAUGAACACAAUUUAGAAUUACGUGUUAAGAAAGCAAAUGAAGCUGAGGCCACUUCUCAACAGAGGCUUGCUGCUGUAGAAGCUGAGAUUGCUGACCUCAGACAGAAGCUUGAAGCUUCCAAAAGGAAUAAGUUGAGACUUGCCGAUGUUCUGAAAUCUAAGACUGAAGAGAAUGAGGCCUACUUGGCUGAAAUUGAGACAAUUGGGCAAGCAUAUGAUGAUAUGCAAACUCAAAACCAGCAUCUACUGCAGCAAAUUACUGAGCGAGAUGACUAUAACAUUAAGCUUGUUUUAGAGGGCAUGAGGGCAAGACAGACACACAAUGCUAUACUCAUGGACAAACAUAAGAUGGAGUGGGAGAUUCAACAAGGCAAUGCAUCUGUUAAUUUCUAUGAUAUGAAAGCUGCUCGGAUCGAAGAUCAGUUAAAAAUAUGCUCAGAUCAACUUCAGAGACUGGCAGAUCAUAAGUUUCAAGGUGCAGUACAACUGGAGAAUACCCAGAAGAGGUUGAUGGAUGUGAGAAGGUCAUCACAGCAAGCUCGGGAUUCUCUAGAGGAAUCACAGUCUAACGUUGUCAAGGGUCGAUUGACUCUGUCCCAGUUGCAGUUAGAUCUAGAGAGAGAAAGGGUUAAUAAGAAAAGAUUAGAGGAGGACAUAGAAGUUCUGAAAAGAAAAGCUGGCCGGCUUCAAGCACAGACAGAAGGUUCGUCCAUUGUUGAAAAACUUCAACAGGAACUUGGAGAAUUUCGAGAGAUAUUGAAGUGUGAUAUCUGCCUUGAUAGGACAAAACAGGUUGUCAUUACAAAAUGCUAUCACUUGUUCUGCAAUCCCUGUGUGCAAAAAGUAGUUGAGUCUCGCCAGAGGAAAUGUCCAAAGUGUUCCAUUAGUUUUGGACCUAAUGACAUAAAAUCUGUGUACAUCUAAUCAAAGUGGAGACGUGGAAACGGAUGGAACUUUUGGGAGGCCUGCUUCUUGCAUGUGAACCACUAGGAAUCCUCGCCAGUUCUCACCUAUAAUGUUAUAUUAGUGGAAUUGUAGUGAACAUUUGCAGCCUUGGUUAGGUGCACCUUCCCUUCACCAAUGAGUGCUGAUCUUAGUUUUGCUGGUUUUUCUUUUAGGUUGUUAAUUUGACUAGUGCAUUAUAAUGUUUAAAUCCAUUUGCAGGCUCAUCAAAUGUUGAUCAAUUUAGGUGGUAUUUCUAGUCAUUAGUCAAUGCCGCAUGUGUGCCCAAGAAUAAGAAUUCAUGUUUAUAAGUGCCUUUUUUGAAAGAAUCUGUAGGCUUGUGGCAUCCUAUUCGAGGGUUUGUUUCUGCCGAAGAUAGAACAAAGAUGACGCAGUGACAGGAUUUUUCCGUACAUAUUUUAGAUGGGUAGUAAAAUCUUCUAGUAGCCUUUAGGUUCCUUUAGAAUUCUGAAAGCAGGUUGUUAGUAUCUGGUGUAUUAGUGUACAACAUUUCUUAGAGAUGUAUAUGCAAAUGUUAUUGAGAUAUUCAUUUAUAAUAAC